AUGGGCAAACUAAUCAAAAACCACUGGGCCCGCCUCCUCAUCCUCACCGCCGCCUUCUACCAAACCCUGGCCUCCAUCUACGCCUUCUUCUGGCCCAAAUUCUUCUUCGACUUCCUGACCACCAACCUCGACGGCUGCGUCAAACCCAUCCCCAUCCUGCAACUCAUCAAUCUCUUCCUCGGUCUGUUGGGCCUGGCGUGGGAAUGGCCAUUACCACUGUUCACAAAGGCCGCGAAGGCGAGCUCGGGUGCGAGCAAUAAACGGGGCGGAAGUGUCGCUACAGCGGGCAGGGGUCAUCAUGGUCGUGUGGGGAUCAAGCAUGGCUCGCAAUCAACGGUGGGGAAGGAGGAGACCCAGAGGGAAGGGGCGAGCGCGUUGCAGGUGGUGCUGGCGGGCAUGCAUAGGAGUAUUGAGGCGAGGCUGAUGGUGUAUCCGCUGUCUUCGCUGGCGGCCCUGCUGCUGUAUCAGGCCACGAAUGCAGGGCUGUACUAUAUCAUCGGCAUGGUUGUCUAUUUCUGGGCCUUCAGCGAGGGCGAGAUUGUGAUGGGCACACCCUGGACCUUACCAAGACGGGGAAGGGCAACAGUACUCAGAGGCAAGGUUUGA
Messenger RNA from Bacidia gigantensis, 606 nucleotides. RefSeq lists its product as uncharacterized. The coding region runs from base 1 to 606 and encodes 201 amino acids. The transcript has a single exon. Lineage: Eukaryota; Fungi; Ascomycota; Lecanoromycetes; Lecanorales; Ramalinaceae. The record is from RefSeq and is a predicted model, not a curated record.